Molecule: messenger RNA, 1015 nt
Organism: Asparagus officinalis (garden asparagus)
Lineage: Eukaryota; Viridiplantae; Streptophyta; Magnoliopsida; Asparagales; Asparagaceae
Product: vacuolar protein sorting-associated protein 24 homolog 1-like
Biological process (GO): protein transport; endosome transport via multivesicular body sorting pathway; late endosome to vacuole transport
Cellular component (GO): ESCRT III complex; multivesicular body
Source: RefSeq, a predicted model, not a curated record
UAAUAAUAAUAAUAAUAAUAAUAAUAAUAAGAAUCACCAAACUGAGAGCCGAAAUCGUUCAUCCCUUCCUCUGAUCGAAGAAAGAGAUGGAGACGGUGAAGAAUCUGCUGAAACCGAAGCCAGACCCUCAGCCACGAGAAUGGCAGCGGAAGCUCCGGCAAGAGUGCCGCAACGUCGAGCGCAGGCAAGCGUCGAAUGUUCAGAGAGAGGAGAAGAACGUUCAGAAAGCGAUCAAGGAUGCGGCUAAGCGCAACGAUAUGGCCUCAGCGAAGAUUCUUGCUAAGGAAAUUGUGAGGUCGAGGCAUGCUGUGAACCGCCUUUAUGAAAAUAAAGCACAACUGAAUUCAAUUUCAAUGCAUCUUGGUGAACUUGUUGCAACUGCAAGAACUGUGGGCCAUUUAUCCAAGAGCGCAGAGGUCAUGAAGCUUGUCAAUAAUCUCAUGAAAGCUCCAGAAGUUGCUGCUACAAUGCAAGAAUUUAGUAAAGAAAUGACCAAGGCAGGGGUGAUCGAAGAGAUGGUGAAUGAUGCCGUUGAUUCAGCUUUGGACUCUGAGGACAUGGAGGAAGAAACAGAAGAAGAGGUCGAAAAAGUUCUUGCAGCAAUAGCAGGCGAGACUGCGUCACAGCUUCCGGAUGCUGCACGAAAGGAGAUAAUAAAGCAACCUUCAACAAGCCAAACAACUGCUGCAGAGUCAGAAGCCAUUGCAGAGGGAGUUGAUGAUGAGGGAGAACUAGAUGAGAUCAGAGCACGGCUAGCUAAAGUAAGGUCGUAGUCUGUUCUCUGAUGAUAUUGUUAAUUGGUGGCGAUUCGAACCUUGCCUCGAGGUUUUGUUGUAUUCUGAUAUUGUAACUAAUGUAUGAUUAUCAUAGAAGAUUCAAGCUUCGACGGUUGUAUAUUUGCAUAUAUAUAUGCUGUUUAUAUGAUUAUAUCAUUCUGCCGAAGCACAUAUUUAGGCGAGGGAUGGAAAGCCAUUGUUCACUAUAACAUUUUGACACAUAUAAACUAAUUUUUUUU